Closterium sp. NIES-65 is the source of this 14838-nucleotide messenger RNA. The record is from the annotation of a GenBank genome assembly. Lineage: Eukaryota; Viridiplantae; Streptophyta; Zygnematophyceae; Desmidiales; Closteriaceae.
AUGGGUUUAACAUACGACGUGGACUUGGACGUAGACGUGGACGUGGACGUGGUCGUGGACGUGGACGUGGACGUGGUCGUGGACGUGGACGUGGUCGUGGACGUGGACGUGGACGUGGACGUGGACGUGAACGUGGACCUAGACAUGGACCUGGACGUGGUCGUGGACGUGGACGUGGACGUGGACGUGGACCUGGACGUGGUCGUGGACAUGGACGUGGACUUGGACAUGGACUUGGAUGUGUACGUGGACGUGGACGUGGUCGUGGACGUGGACAUGGACAUGGACGUGGUCGUGGACGUGGACGUGGACGUGGUCGUGGACGUGGACGUGGUCGUGGACGUGGACGUGGAGGACGUGGACGUGGACGACGUGGACGUCGACGUGGUCAUGGGCGUGGACGUGGACGUGGAUGUGGAUGUGGACCUGGACGUGGACGUGGACAUGGACAUGGACAUGGACGUGGACGUGGACGUGGACGUGGAGGACGUGGACGUGCACGUGGAGGACAUGGACGUGGACGUGGACGUGGACUUGGACGUGGACGUAGACGUGGACGUGAACGUGGACGUGGAAGUGGGCGUGGACGUGGUCGUGUACGUGGACGUGGACGUGGUCAUGGACGUGGUCGUGGACGUAAAUGUGGACGUGGUCCUGGACGUGGACGAGGAAGUGGACGUGGACGUGGACGUGGAUGUGGACUUGGACGUGGUCGUGGACGUGGACGUGGUCCUCGACUUGGACGAGGAAGUGGACGUGGACGUGGACGUGGACGUGGUCGUGGACGUGGACGUGGUCGUGGUCGUUGACGUGGACGUGGACGUGGACUUGGACGUGGACGUGAACGUGGACAUGGAUGUGGACGUGGACUUGGACGUGGUCGUGGACAUGGACCUGGAUGUGGUCAUGGAUGUCGACGUGGACGUGGACGUGGUCAUGGACAUGGACGUGGAGGACGUGGACGUGGAGGACGUGGAGGUGGACGUGGUCGUGGGCGUGGACGUGGACGUGGACGUGGACGUGGACAUGGACGUGGACGUGGACGUGGACGUGGACGUGGAGGACGUGGACGUGGACGUGGACGUGGAGGACAUGGACGUGGACGUGGACGUGGACGUGGACGUGGUCGUGGACGUGGACGUGGACGUGGACGUGGACGUGGACGUGGACGUGGACGUGGACGUGGACGUGGUCGUGGACGUGGACGUGGACGUGGACUUGGACGUGGACGUGGACGUGGACGUGGACCUGGACGUGGUCGUGGACGUGGACGUGGACGUGGACGUGGACUUGGACCUAGACGUGGUCGUAGACGUGGACGUGGACGUGGACGUGGACGUGGACCUGGACGUGGACGUGGACGUGGACGUGGACGUGGACGAGGAGGACGUGGACGUGGACGUGGACGUGGAGGACAUGGACGUGGACGUGGACGUGGACAUGGACUUGAACGUGGACGUAGACAUGGACGUGAACGUGGACGUCGACGUGGUCGUGGACGUGGUCGUGGACGUGGACGUGGACGUGGUCGUGGACGUGGUCGUGGACGUGGACGUGGACGUGGUCCUGGACGUGGACGAGGAAGUGGACGUGGACGUGGACGUGGAUGUGGACUUGGACGUGGACGUGGUCGUGGACGUGGACGUGGUCCUGGACGUGGACGUGGUUGUGGACGUGGACGUGGACGUGGACUUGGACAUGGAUGUGGUCGUAGACGUGGAUGUGGACGUGGACGUGGACCUUGACGUGGACCUGGACGUGGUCGUGGAUGUGGACGUGGACGUGGACGUGGACUUGGACCUAGACGUGGUCGUGGACGUGGACGUUGACGUGGACGUGGACUUGGACGUGGACUUGGACGUGGACGUGGACGUGGACGUGGGCUUGGACGUGGACAUGUAUGUGGACGACGUGGACGUGGACGUGGAGUACGUGGACGUGGACGUGGUCGUGGACGUGGACGUGGAGGACGUGGACGUGGACGUAGACAUGGACGUGGACGUGGACGUGGACGUGGUCGUGGACGUGGACGUGGACGUGGACGUGGAGGACGUGGACGCAGACAUGGACGUGGACGUGGACGUGGACGUGGACGUGGACGUGGACGUGGUCGUGGACGUGGACGUGGACCUGGACGUGGACGUGGACGUGGACAUGGACGUGGACGUGGACGUGGACGUGGACGUGCAUGUGGAGGACGUGGACGUGGACGUGGAGGACGUGGACGUGGACGUGGACGUGGACGUGGAGGACGUGGACGUGGACGUGGACGUGGACUUGGACGUGGACGUAGACGUGGACGUGAACGUGGACGUGGACGUGGUCGUGGACGUGGUCCUGGACGUGGACGUGGACGUGGACAUGGUCGUGGACGUGGACGUGGACGUGGACAUGGUCGUGGACGUGGACGUGGACGUGGACGUGGACGUGGACAUGGACGUGGACGUGGACGUGGAUGUGGACUUGGACGUGGACGUGGUCGUGGACGUGGACGUGGUCCUGGACGUGGACGUGGUUGUGGACGUGGACGUGGACGUGGACGUGGACUUGGACAUGGAUGUGGUCGUGGACGUGGAUGUGGACGUGGACGUGGACCUGGACGUGGACCUGGACGUGGUCGUGGACGUGGACGUGGACGUGGACGUGGACUUGGACCUAGACGUGGUCGUGGACGUGGACGUGGACGUGGACGUGGACCUGGACGUGGACGUGGACGUGGACGUGGACCUGGACGUGGACGUGGACGUGGACGUGGACGUGGAGGACAUGGACGUGGACGUGGACGUGGACGUGGACUUGGACGUGGACGUAGACAUGGACGUGAACGUGGACGUAGACGUGGUCGUGGACGUGGUCGUGGACGUGGACGUGGACGUGGACGUGGUCGUGGACGUGGUCGUGGACGUGGACGUGGACGUGGUCCUGGACGUGGACGAGGAAGUGGACGUGGACGUGGACGUGGAUGUGGACUUGGACGUGGACGUGGUCGUGGACGUGGACGUGGUCCUGGACGUGGAUGUGGACGUGGACGUGGACGUGGACGUGGACGUGGACAUGGACGUGGUCGUAGACGUGGAUGUGGACGUGGACGUGGACCUGGACGUGGACCUGGACGUGGUCGUGAACGUAGACGUGGACGUGGACGUGGACUUGGACCUAGACGUGGACGUGGACGUGGACGUUGACGUGGACGUGGACUUGGACGUGGACUUGGACGUGGACGUGGACGUGGACGUGGACGUGGGCUUGGACGUGGACAUGGAUGUGGACGACGUGGACGUGGACGUGGAGUACGUGGACGUGGACGUGGUCGUGGACGUGGACGUGGAGGACGUGGACGUGGACGUAGACAUGGACGUGGACGUGGACGUGGACGUGGUUGUAGACGUGGACGUGGACGUGGACGUGGAGGACGUGGACGUAGACAUGGACGUGGACGUGGACGUGGACGUGGUCGUGGACGUGGACGUGGACGUGGACGUGGAGGACGUGGAUGUAGACAUGGACGUGGACGUGGACGUGGACGUGGUCGUGGACGUGGACGUGGACAUGGACGUGGACGUGGACAUGGACGUGGUCGUGGACUUGGACGUGGAGGACGUGGCCGUGGACAACGUGGACGUGGAGGACGUGGACGUGGACGUGGACUUGGACUUGGACGUGGACGUGGACGUGGACGUGGUCGUGGUCGUGGACGUGGACGUGGACGUGGACGUGGUCGUGUACGUGGACGUGGAGGACGUGGACGUGGACGACGUGGACGUGGACGUGGAGGACGUGGACGUGGCCGUGGACGUGGACGUGGACGUGGACGUGGACGUGGACCUGGACGUGGACGUGGACGUGGACGUGGACGUGGACGUGGACGUGCAUGUGGAGGACGUGGACGUGGACGUGGAGGACGUGGACGUGGACAUGGACGUGGACGUGGAGGACGUGGACGUGGACGUGGACGUGGACUUGGAUGUGGACGUAGACGUGGACGUCAACGUGGACGUGGACGUGGUCGUGGACAUGGUCGUGGACUUGGACGUGGACGUGGACAUGGUCGUGGACGUGGACGUGGACGUGGACGUGGUCGUGGACGUGGACAUGGACGUGGACGUGGACGUGGUCCUGGACGUGGACGAGGAAAUUUACAUGGACGUGGACGUGGACGUGGACUUGGACGUGGUCGUGGACUUGGUCGUGGACGUGGACGUGGAUGUGGUCGUGGACGUGGUCGUGGACGUGGUCGUGGACGUGGACGUGGACUUGGUCGUGGACGUGGACGUGGACUUGGACGUGGACGUGGUCGUGGACGUGGUCGUGGACGUGGUUGUGGACGUGGUCGUGGACGUGGACGUGGACGUGGACGUGGAGUUGGUCGUGGACGUGGACGUGGACGUGGACGUUGGCUUGGACGUGGACGUGGACGUGGACGUGGACGUGAACGUGGGCUUGGACGUGGACGUGGACGUGGACGUGGACGAGGACGUGGUCGUGGACGUGGACGUGGACGUGGUCAUGGACGUGGACGUGGAGGACGUGGACGUGGACGACGUGGACGUGGACGUGGAGGACGUGGACGUGGACAUGGACGUGGACGUGGACGUGGACGUGGCCGUGGACGUGGGCGUGGACGUGGACGUGGAGGACGUGGACGUGGACGUGGACGUGGAGGACGUGGACGUGGACGUGGAUGUGGACGUGGACGACGUGGAUGUGGACGUGGACGUGGACGUGGACGUGAACGUGGACGUCGACGUGGACGUGAACGUGGACGUGGACGUGGUCGUGGACGUGGUCGUGGACGUGGACGUGGACGUGGUCCUGGACCUGGACGAGGAAGUGGACGUGGACGUGGACGUGGAAUUGGACGUGGACCUGGACGUAGACGUGGACAUGAACGUGGACGUGGACGUGGUCGUGGACGUGGUCGUGAACGUGGACGUGGACGUGGACGUGGUCCUGGACGUGGACGAGGAAGUGGACGUGGACGUGGAAAUGGACUUGGACGUGGACGUGGACGUGGACAUGGACGUGGACGUGGUCGUGGACGUGGACGUGGUCGUGGUCGUGGUCGUGGACGUGGACGUGGACUUGGACAUGGACGUGGUCGUGGACGUGGAUGUGGACGUGGACGUGGAUCUGGACGUGGACCUGGACGUGGUCGUGGACGUGGACGUGGUCGUGGACUUGGACCUAGACGUGGUCGUGGACGUGGACGUGGACGUUGACGUGGACGUGUACUUUGACGUGGACUUGGACGUGGACGUGGACGUGGACGUGGACGUGGGCUUGGACGUGGACAUGGAUGUGGACGACGUGGACGUGGACGUGGAGUACGUGGACGUGGACGUGGUCGUGGACGUGGACGUGGAGGACGUGGACGUGGACGUAGACAUGGACGUGGACGUGGACGUGGACGUGGACGUGGACGUGGAGGACGUGGACGUAGACAUGGACGUGGACGUGGACGUGGACGUGGACGUGGACUUGGACGUGGUCGUGGACGUGGACGUGGACGUGGACGUGGACGUCGACGUCGACGUCGACGUGGACGUGGACAUGGACGUGGUCGUGGACUUGGACGUGGAGGACGUGGCCGUGGACAACGUGGACGUGGAGGACGUGGACGUGGACGUGGACUUGGACUUGGACGUGGACGUGGACGUGGACGUGGUCGUGGUCGUGAACGUGGACGUUGACGUGGACGUGGUCGUGUACGUGGACGUGGAGGACGUGGACGUGGACGACGUGGACGUGGACGUGGAGGACGUGGACGUGGCCGUGGACGUGGACGUGGACGUGGACGUGGACGUGGACCUGGACGUUGUCGUGGACGUGGACAUGGACGUAGACGUGGACGUGGACGUGGACAUGGACGUGGACGUGGACGUGGACGUGCAUGUGGAGGACGUGGACGUGGACGUGGACGUGGACGUGGACGUGGGGGACGUGGACGUGGACGUGGACGUGGACGUGGACUUGGACGUGGACGUAGACGUGGACGUGAACGUGGACGUGGACGUGGUCGUGGACGUGGUCGUGGACGUGGACGUGGACGUGGACAUGGUCGUGGACGUGGACGUGGACGUGGACGUGGUCGUGGACGUGGACAUGGACGUGGACGUGGACGUGGUCCUGGACGUGGACGAGGAAAUUUACAUGGACGUGGACGUGGACGUGGACUUGGACGUGGUCGUGGACUUGGUCGUGGACGUGGACGUGGACGUGGUCGUGGACGUGGUCGUGGACGUGGUCGUGGACGUGGACGUGGACUUGGUUGUGGACGUGGACUUGGACGUGGACGUGGACGUGGACGUGGUCGUGGACGUGGUCGUGGACGUGGUCGUGGACGUGGACGUGGACGUGGACGUGGAGUUGGUCGUGGACGUGGACGUGGACGUGGACGUGGGCUUGGACGUGGACGUGGACGUGGACGUGGACGUGGACGUGGACGUGGUCGUGGACGUGGACAUGGACGUGGACGUGGACGUGGUCCUGGACGUGGACGAGGAAAUUUACAUGGACGUGGACGUGGACGUGGACUUGGACGUGGUCGUGGACUUGGACGUGGUCGUGGACGUGGUCAUGGACGUGAUCGUGGACGUGGACGUGGACUUGGUCGUGGACGUGGACGUGGACUUGGACGUGGACGUGGACGUGGACGUGGUCGUGGACGUGGUCGUGGACGUGGACGUGGACGUGGACGUGGAGUUGGUCGUGGACGUGGACGUGGACGUGGACGUUGGCUUGGACGUGGACGUGGACGUGGACGUGGACGUGGACUUGGACGUGGACGUGGACGUGGACGUGGUCGUGGACGUGGUCAUGGACGUGGUCGUGGACAUGGACGUGGACUUGGUCGUGGACGUAGACGUGGACUUGGACGUGGACGUGGACGUGGACGUGGUCGUGGACGUGGUCGUGGACGUGGUCGUGGACGUGGACGUGGACGUGGACGUGGAGUUGGUCGUGGACGUGGACGUGGACGUGGACGUUGGCUUGGACGUGGACGUGGACGUGGACGUGGACGUGGACGUGGACGUGGACGUGGGCUUGGACGUGGACAUGGACGUGGACGUGGACGAGGACGUGGUCGUGGACGUGGACGUGGACGUGGUCAUGGACGUGGACGUGGAGGACGUGGACGUGGACGACGUGGACGUGGACGUGGAGGACGUGGACGUGGACAUGGACGUGGACGUGGACGUGGCCGUGGACGUGGGCGUGGACGUGGACGUGGAGGACGUGGACGUGGACGUGGACGUGGAGGACGUGGACGUGGACGUGGAUGUGGACGUGGACGACGUGGACGUGGACGUGGACGUGGACGUGGACGUGAACGUGGACGUCGACGUGGACGUGAACGUGGACGUGGACGUGGUCGUGGACGUGGUCAUGGACGUGGACGUGGGCGUGGACGUGGUCCUGGACGUGGACGAGGAAGUGGACGUGGACGUGGAUGUGGACUUGGACGUGGACGUGGACGUAGACGUGGACAUGAACGUGGACGUGGACGUGGACGUGGUCGUGGAUGUGGUCGUGGACGUGGACGUGGACGUGGUCCUGGACGUGGACGAGGAAGUGGACGUGGACGUGGAAAUGGACUUGGACGUGGACGUGGACGUGGAUAUGGACGUGGACGUGGUCGUGGACGUGGACGUGGUCGUGGUCGUGGACGUGGACGUGGACGUGGACUUGGACGUGGAGGUGGACGUGGAGUUGGUCGUGGACGUGGACGUGGACGUGGACGUUGGCUUGGACGUGGACGACGUGGUCGUGGACGUGGACGUGGACGUGGUCAUGGACGUGGACGUGGAGGACGUGGACGUGGACGACGUGGACGUGGACGUGGAGGACGUGGACGUGGACAUGGACGUGGACGUGGACGUGGCCGUGGACGUGGGCGUGGACGUGGACGUGGAGGACGUGGACGUGGACGUGGACGUGGAGGACGUGGACGUGGACGUGGAUGUGGACGUGGACGACGUGGACGUGGACGUGGACGUGGACGUGGACGUGAACGUGGACGUCGACGUGGACGUGAACGUGGACGUGGACGUGGUCGUGGACGUGGUCAUGGACGUGGACGUGGACGUGGUCCUGGACGUGGACGAGGAAGUGGACGUGGACGUGGAUGUGGACUUGGACGUGGACGUGGACGUAGACGUGGACAUGAACGUGGACGUGGACGUGGACGUGGUCGUGGAUGUGGUCGUGGACGUGGACGUGGACGUGGUCCUGGACGUGGACGAGGAAGUGGACGUGGACGUGGAAAUGGACUUGGACGUGGACGUGGACGUGGAUAUGGACGUGGACGUGGUCGUGGACGUGGACGUGGUCGUGGACGUGGACGUGGACGUGGUCGGUGACGUGGACGUGGACGUGGUCGUGGACAUGGACCUGGACGUGGAGGUGGACGUGAACGUGGACGUAGACGUGGACAUGAAUGUGGACGUGGUCAUGGACGUGGUCGUGGACGUGGACGUGGACGUGGACGUGGUCCUGGACGUGGACGAGGAAGUGGACGUGGACGUGGACGUGAAAUUGGACGUGGACGUGGACGUGGACGUGGACAUUGACGUGGACGUGGUCGUGGACGUGGACGUGGUCGUGGACGUGGACGUGGACGUGGACUUGGACGUGGACCUGGACGUGGACGUGGACGUGGACCUGGACGUGGACGUGGACGUGGUCGUGGACGUGGACGUGGACGUGGUCGUCGACAUGGACGUGGACGUGGACGUGAACGUGGACCUGGACGUGGACGUGGACGUGGACCUGGACGUGGUCGUGGACGUGGACGUGGACGUGGACGUGGACUUGCACGUGGACUUGGACGUGGACGUGGACGUGGACGUGGUCGUGGACGUGGCCGUGGACGUGGACGUGGACAUGGGCUUGGACGUGGACGUGGACAUGGACUUGGUCGUGGUCAUGGACGUGGACGUGGACGUGGACAUGGUCGUGGAUGUGGACGUGGAGGACGCGGACGUGGACGACGUGGACGUGGAGGACGUGGACGUGGACGUGGACGUAGACAUGGACGUGGACGUGGACGUGGACGUGGACAUGGACGUGGACGUGGACGACGUGGACGUGGACGUGGACGUAGACAUGGAUGUGGACGUGGACGUGGUCGUGGACGUGGACGUGGUCGGGGACGUCGACGUCGACGUGGACGUGGACGUGGACUUGGACGUGGACGUGCACGUGGAUUACGACGUGGACGUGGACGUGUACGUGGACUUGGACGUGGACUUGGACGUGGACGUGGUCGUGGACGUUGACGUGGACGUGGACAUGGGCUUGGACGUGGACGUGGACGUGGACUUGGACGUGGUCGUGGACGUGGACGUGGACGUGGACGUGGACGUGGACAUGGUCAUGGACGUGGACGUGGAGGACGCGGACGUGGACGACGUGGACGUGGACGUGGAGGACGUGGACGUGGGCGUGGACGUGGACGUGGACCUGGACGUGGACGUGGACGUAGACAUGAACGUGGACGUGGACGUGGUCGUGGACGUAGACUUGGACGUGGACGAGGACGUGGAUGUGGACGUGGACGUGGACGUGUACGUGGACGUGGAUGUGGACGUGGACGUGGACGUGGAGGACGUAGACGUGGACGUUGAGGACGUGGACGUGGACCAGGACGAAGACGUGGACUUGGACGUGGACGUGGACGUGGACGUGGUCGUGGACGUGGACGUGGACGAGGACGUGGUCGUGGACGUGGACGUGGACUUGGACCUGGACCUGGACGUGGACGUGGACGUGGACGUGGUCGUAGACGUGGACGUGGACCUGGACGUGGACGUGGACUUGGACGUGGACGUGAACGUGGUCGUGGACGUGGACGCGGACGUGGACGCGGACGUGGACGUGGACGUGGACGUGGACGCGGACGUGGACGCGGACGUGGACGUGGACGCAGACGUGGACGCGGACGUGGACGUGGACGCGGACGUGGACGCGGAUGUGGACGUGGAAGCGAACGUGGACGCAGACGUGGACGCGGACGUGGACGAGGACGUGGACGCGGACGUGGACGUGGACGUGGUCGUGGUCAUGGACAUGGACGUAGACGACGACUUGGACGUGGACGUGGACGUGGACGUGGAUGUCGACGUGGACGUGGACAUGGACGUGGACUUGGACGUGGACGUGGACGUGGACGUGGACGUGGACGUGUAUGUGGACGUGGAUGUGGACGUGGACGUGGACGUGGACGUGGAGGACGUGGACGUAGACGAGGAGGACGUGGACGUGGACGUGGACGUGGAAGAGGAGGACGUGGACGUGGACCAGGACGUGGACGUGGACUUGGACGUCGACGUGGUCGUGGACGUGGACGUGGACGUGGACGUGGACGUGGACUUGGACGUGGUCGUGGACAUGGACGUGGACACGGACCUGGACGUGGACGUGGACACGGACUUGGUCGUGGACGUUGACGUGGUCGUAGACGUGGACGUGGAUGUGGACUUGGACGUGGACGUGGACGUGGACGUGGUCGUGGACGUGGACGCGGACGUGGACGUGGACGUGGACGUGGUCGUGGACGAGGACGCGGACGUGGACGUGGACGUGGACGUGGAGGACGCGCACAUGGACGACGUGGACGUGGACGUGGAGGACGUGGACGUGGGCGUGGACGUGAACGUGGACGUGGACGUGGACCUGGACGUGGACGUGGACGUAGACAUGGACGUGGACGUGGACGUGGAUGUGGUCGUGGACGUGGACGUGGACGUCGACGUCGACGUCGACGUGGACGUGGACGUGGACUUGGACGUGGACUUGGACGUAGACGUGGAUGUGGACGUGGACGUGAACGUGAACGUGGACGUGGAUGUGGACGUGGACGUGGACGUGGAGGACGUGGACGUGGACGUUGAGGACCUGGACGUGGACCUGGACGUGGACGUAGACUUGGACGUGGACGUGGACGUGGACUUGGACGUGGACUUGGACGUGGACGCAGACUUGGACGUGGACGUGGUCAUGGACGUGGACGCGGACGUGGACGUGGACGCGGACGUGGACGUGGACGCGGACGCGGACGUGGACGUGGACGUGGACGUGGACGUGGACGCGGACGUGGACGUGGACGCGGACGUGGACGCGGACAUGGACGAGGACGUGGACGCGGACGUGGACGCGGACGUGGACGUAGACGUGGACGUGGUCGUGGUCGUGGACUUGGAUGUGGAGGACGUGGACGUGGACGACGUUGACGUGGACGUGGAGGACGUGGACGUGGACGUGGACGUGGACCUGGACAUGGACGUGGACAUGGACAUGGACGUGGACGUGGACGUGGACGUGGUCGUGGACGUGGACGUGGAGGUGGAUGUCAACGUGGACGUGGACGUGGAUGUGGACUUGGACGUGGACGUGGACGUGGAUGUGGACGUGGACGUGGACGUGGACGUGUAUGUGGACGUGGAUGUGGACGUGGACGUGGACGUGGAGGACGUGGACGUGGACCAGGACGUGGACGUGGACUUGGACGUGGACGUGGACGUGGAUGUGGUCGUGGACGUGGAUGUGGACGUGGACGUGGACGUGGACUUGGACGUGGUCGUGGACGUGGACGUGGACGUGGACUUGGACCUGGACAUGGACGUAGACACGGACUUGGACGUGGACGUGGACGUGGACGUGGACGUGGUCGUAGACGUGGACGUGGACGUGGACGUGGACUUGGACGUGGACGUGGACGUGGACGUGGUCGUGGACGUGGACGCGGACGCGGACUUGGACGUGGACGUGGACGCGGACGCGGACGUGGACGCGGACGUGGACGCGGACGUGGACGCGGAUGUGGACGUGGUCGUGGACGUGGUCGUGGACGUGGACGUAGACACUGACGCGGACGUGGACGCGGACGUGGACGAGGACGUGGACGCGGACGUGGACGCGGCCGUGGACGUGGACGUGGACGUGGACAUGGUCGUGGACGUGGACGUGGACGUGGUCGUGGAGGUGGACGUGGUCGUGGAUGUGGACGUGGACGUGGAUGUGGACGUGGAUGUGGACGUGGUCGUGGACGUGGACGUGGUUGUGGACGUGGACGUGGACGUGGACGUGCUCGUGGACGUGGACGUGGACAUGGACGUGGACUUGGACGUGGACGUGGACGUGGACGUGGACGUGCUCGUGGACGUGGACGUGGACCUGGACUUGGACCUGGACGUGGUCGUGGACGUGGACGUGGUCGUGGACGUGGACCUGGACCUGGACCUGGACGUGGACGUUGUCGUAGAUGUGGACGUGGACGUGGACGUGGACGUCGACGUGGACAUGGACGUGGACGUGGACGUGGUCGUGGACGUGGACGUGGUCGUGGACGUGGACGUGGACGUGGACGUGGACGUGGACGUGGACGACGACCUGGACGUGGACGUGGACCUGGACGUGGACCUGGACGUGGACGUGGACGUGGACGUGGUCGUGGACAUGGACGUGGACGUGGUCGUGGACGUGGAUGUGGUCGUGGACGUGGACGUGGACGUGGACGUGGACGUGGUCCUGGACGUGGACGAGGAAGUGGACGUGGACUUGGACGUGUACUUGGACUUGGACGUGGACGUGGACGUGGUCGUCGACGUGGACGUGGUCGUGGACGUGGACGUGGUCGUGGUCGUGGACGUGGACGUGGACGUGGACGUGGACGUGGUCGUGGUCGUGGACGUGGACGUGGUCGUGGACGUGGACUUGGACGUGGUCGUGGACGUGGACGUGGACGUGGACGUGGACUUGGACGUGGACCUGGACGUGGUCGUGGACGUGGACGUGGACGUGGACUUGGACCUGGACAUGGACGUGGUCGUGGACGUGAACGUGGACAUGGACGUGGUCGUGGACGUGGACGUGGACGACGUGGACGUGGACGUGGACGUGGACGUGGACGUGGACGUGGGCUUGGACGUGGAUGUGGACGUAAACGUGGACGUGGACAUGGACGUGGACGUGGACAUGGACGUGGACGUGGACGUGGACGUGGACGUGGAUGUGGACGUGGACGUGGACGUGGACGUGGACAUGGACGUGGACGUGGACAUGGACGUGGACGUGGACGUGGACAUGGACGUGGACGUGGAUGUGGACGUGGACGUGGACGUGGACGUGGAUGUGGACGUGGACGUAAACGUGGACGUGGAGGACGUGGACGUGGACGUGGAGGACGUGGACAUGGACCACGAUGUGGACGUGGAUGUGGACGUGGACAUGGACGUGGACGUGGAUGUGGACGUGGACGUGGACGUGGACGUGUACGUGGAUGACGUGGACGUGGACCACCACGUGGACGUGGACUUGGACGUGGACGUGGACGUGGUCGUGGACGUGGUCGUGGACGUGGAUGUGGACGUGGACGUGGUCGUGGACGUGGACGUGGACGUGGGCUUGGACGUGGACGUGGACGUGGUCGUGGACGUGGACGUGGACGUGGACGUGGUCGUGGACGUGGACGUGGAGGACGUGGACAUCGACGACAUGGACGUAGACGUGGAGGACGUGGACGUGGACGUGGACUUGGACGUGGACGUGGACGUGGUCGUGGACGUGGAUGUGGACGUGGACGUGGUCGUGGACGUGGACGUGGACGUGGGCUUGGACGUGGACGUGGACGUGGUCGUGGACGUGGACGUGGACGUGGACGUGGUCGUGGACGUGGACGUGGAGGACGUGGACAUCGACGACAUGGACGUAGACGUGGAGGACGUGGACGUGGACGUGGACGUGGACGUGGACUUGGUCGUGGACGUGGACGUGGACAUGGACGUGGUCGUGGACGUGGACGUGGAGGACGUGGACAUGGACGGCGUGGACGUGGACGUGGAGGACAUGGACGUGGGCGUGGACGUGGACGUGGACGUGGACCUGGACGUGGUCGUGGACGUGGACGUGGACUUGGACCUGGACCUGGACGUAGACGUGGACUUGGACGUGGACGUGGACGUGGACGUGGACGUGGUCGUAGACGUGGACGUGGACGUGGACGUGGACCUGGACGUGGACGUGGACUUGGACGUGGACGAGGACGUGGACGUGGUCGUGGACGUGGACGCGGACGUGGGCAUGGAUGUGGACGUGGACAUGGACGCGGACAUGGACGCGGUCGUGGACGCGGAUGUGGACGUGGACGUGGACGUGGACCUGGACGCGGACGUGGACGCGGACGUGGACGAGGACGUGGACGCGGACGUGGACGCGGACAUGGACGUGGAUGUGGACGUGGUCGUGGACGUGGACGUGGUCGUGGAUGUGGACGUGGAGGACGUGGACGUGGACGACGUGGACGUGGGCGUGGAGGACGUGGACGUGGGCGUGGACGUGGACGUGGACGUGGACCUGGACAUGGACGUGGACGAUGGAUAUGGACACUUGGACGUGGACGUGGACGUGGAUGUGGACGUGGACGUGUACGUGUAUGUGGACGUGGACGUGGACGUGGACGUGGACGUGGAGGACGUGGACGUGGACGUGGAGGACGUGGACGUGGACGUGGACCAGGACGUGGACGUGGAAUUGGACGUGGAUGUGGACGUGGACGUGGUCGUGGACGAGGACGUGGACGUGGACCUGGUCGUGGACGUGGACGUGGUCGUGGACGAGGACGUGGACGUGGUCGUGGACUUGGACGUCGAGGACGUGGACGUGGACGACGUGGACGUGGACGUGGAGGACGUGGACGUGGGCGUGGACGUGGACGUGGACCUGGACAUGGACGUGGAUAUGGACGUGGAUAUGGACGUGGACGUGGUCGUGGACGUGGACGUGGACGUAGACUUGGACGUGGACGUGGACGUGGAUGUGGACGUGGACGUGGACGUGUAG